CAGAGGGCCCCCACACUGCACAGCCCCCAAGAUUCUAUGCAAGUUUUUCCAAGAUGAAGCUGCCAGGACAAGAGGAUUUUGAACAUUCUGGUGCUCACGAAAAUGUUCUUGCAGAGGAACUGGACAGUGGCCUUGGCCCUGGCCCUAGCCUUGAUGGCCCCUCAGACACAGACAAUGGGGAAUUGGGGGCAUCCAAGGACCCAGUGCUCUUCAUUCAACUAAAUGAGCUGCUAGGCUGGCCCCAGGCACUGGAGUGGAGAGAGACAGGCAGGUGGUUGCUGUUUGAGGAAAAGCUAGAAGUAGGCGCAGGCCGGUGGAGUGCCCCCCAUGUGCCUACCCUGGCACUACCCAACCUCCAGGAACUUCGAAGACUGUUGGCUGAGGGCAUUGUACUGCUGGACUGUCAAGCUCAGAGCCUCCUGGAGCUUGUGGAGCAGGUGGUCGGUGAGGAGUCACUGAGCCCAGAACUGAGAGGGCAGCUUCAGGCGCUGCUUCUGCAGAGACCCCAGCACCACAUCGAGACCACAGGCAUCAGGCCCUGCAAAGGGUCUAAGGCUUUCAGAACCGCCUCUCGUGAUGAGGACGCCCUCCUGAAGCACCAGAACCCCUUGAGACAGAAGCUGCCUCCAGGAGCUGAGGCAGCAGCCGUGUUAGCAGGAGAGCUGGGCUUCCUGACACAGCCACUAGGGGCCUUCCUGAGACUGCGGAAUCCAGUGGUGCUGGAGCCUCUUACAGAGGUGAUCCUGCCCAGCAGGUUUUUCUGCCUCCUUUUGGGUCCUCCCACCCCAGGAAGGAGCUACCAUGAGAUGGGUCGGGCGGCAGCUGUCCUCCUCAGUGACCAGCAAUUCCAGUGGUCAGCUCGUCGGGCAAGCAAUCUUCAUGACCUCUUGGCAGCCCUGGAUGCCUUUCUACAGGAGGUGACAGCUCUACCCCCAGGUCGGUGGGACCGGACAGCCCGGAUUCCCCCGCCCAAAAGCCUACCCUCUCAGCACAAAAGCUUGAGGACGCCCUCAGCUCCCGUCGCAGUAGCCUCCAGGGGGCGGGGCAUCAACUACCCUAGAAGCAAAUCUCAGGUUGACUGGAGAUGUCAGCCAGUCUGGGGUUCCCAUUCUGCCCAGGCUCCCGUCAGAACUGCAGGAGGUCACCGGGCUCUGCCUUCAAAGUGCAGCCUUGGCAGAGGACAAGCACCACCAUGGGCCCCACGCACCCAGCCCAGAAUUGCAAAGGACCGGCAGUGUUUCCCGGCUGUGCUCUACAUUUACCUGGCUACAGUCACGAAUGCCAUCACUUUUGGGGGUCUGCUGGGAGAUGCCACUGAAGGUGCCCAGGGAGUGCUGGAGAGCUUCCUGGGCACAGCGGUGGCUGGAGCUGCCUUCUGCCUAAUGGCAGGUCAGCCCCUCACCAUCCUUAGUAGCACGGGGCCAGUGCUGGUAUUUGAGCGUCUGCUUUUCUCUUUUAGCAGAGAUUACAACCUGGACUACCUGCCCUUCCGCCUGUGGGUAGGCAUCUGGGUGGCCACAUUUUGCCUGGUACUGGUGGCUACAGAGGCCAGCUUGCUGGUGCGUUACUUCACCCGCUUCACAGAGGAAGGCUUCUGUGCUCUCAUCAGCCUCAUCUUCAUUUAUGAUGCCAUGGGGAAAAUGCUCAACUUGAUCCAUGCCUAUCCAAUCCAAAGGCCAGGAUCUCCUGCCUAUGGGUGCUUCUGUCAAUACCCAGGCCCAGGAGGGAAUGCAUCUGAGUGGAUGAGCACAAGGCUUGAAGACACAGAUCAUGCCUUAAGCCUGCACCUAGGCCUGGUCAAUGCAUCCUUGCUGCCUCCGUCAGAGUGCUUCCAGCAAGGAGGCUACCCUCGCGGCCCUGGUUGUCAUACUGUUCCAGACAUCGCCUUCUUCUCCCUUCUCCUCUUCUUUGCCUCUUUCCUUUGUGCCAUUGCCCUCAAGCACGUGAAGAACAGCCGCCUCUUCCCCUCUGUGGUACGCAAGGUGAUCGGCGACUUUUCCUCCGUCCUGGCCAUCCUGCUGGGCUGUGGCCUUGACGCCUUUCUGGGCCUAGCCACACCAAAGCUCUUGGUGCCCACGGAAUUCAAGCCUACACUCCCCGGGCGUGGCUGGCUGGUGUCUCCUUCCGGUGCUAACCCCUGGUGGUUGAGUGUGGCAGCUGCUGUGCCUGCUCUACUACUGUCUAUCCUUAUCUUCAUGGACCAGCAGAUCACGGCAGUCAUUCUCAACCGUGCAGAAUAUAGACUGCAGAAGGGAGCCGGCUUCCACCUGGACCUCUUCUGUGUGGCUGUUUUGAUGCUCUUCACAUCAGCACUUGGGCUGCCUUGGUACGUCUCAGCCACUGUCAUCUCCUUGGCCCACAUGGACAGUCUUCGGAAAGAGAGCGAAGCCUGUGUCCCUGGCGAAGCCCCCCACUUUCUGGGCAUCAGGGAACAGCGGCUGACAGGCUUGGCUGUGUUCAUCCUCACAGGAGUCUCCGUCUUCCUGGCACCUGUGCUCAAGUUCAUCCCGAUGCCUGUGCUCUACGGCAUCUUCCUGUACAUGGGGGUGGCGGCACUCGGCAGCAUCCAGUUCGUGAAGAGAGUGCAGCUGUUGUUGAUGCCAAAGAAACACCAGCCAGACCUGCUGCUCUUGAGGCACGUGCCCCUGGGUAGAGUUCACCUGUUCACAGCCAUCCAGCUUGCCUGCCUGGGUCUGCUUUGGAUAAUCAAGUCUACCCCUGCGGCCAUUAUCUUCCCACUCAUGUUACUGGGCCUGGUGGGAGUCCGAAAGGUGCUGGAGUGGGUCUUUUCGCCACAGGAACUCCUCUGGCUGGAUGAGCUCAUGCCAGAGGAGGAGAAGAACAUCUCUGAGAACCGGACUGAGCCAGAGCGCUUGUUUGGUGGAAAUGACAGUGAAGACUCAGAACUGAUGUAUCAGCCAAAGGCCCCAGAAAUCAACAUCUCUGUGAAUUAGCUGGAGUCAGAGUGUGGAGAGCCCAGGAGACGCCCACAAGGGACUGGAGAGAUGCCUCAGCGGUCAAAGAACACUUGCAGCUCUUCCAGAGGACUUGAGUAUGAUUCCCAGCAUCCAUAUGGCAGCUUAUAACUGUCCUUAACUCCAGCCCCAGGGGAUGCCACACUCUCUUCCAGCCUCCUUGAGCACCAGGCAUGCAAAAAGUAUCCUUAAAUACAUGUAGACAUAAAGUAAAAAUAAAUAAAUCUUUAAAAAUACUUUGUAAAUAAUUAAAAAAAAAAAAAAGAAUAAUGAGCCAGGUGUGAUGCACACCUGAAAUCCUAGCACUGGAGAUGCUGAAGUGGGAGGAUUGAGGGUUUGAGGCCAGCCUUGGCCGCAGGGUAGGCUCAUGGCCCGCUUUAGCUACAUAGCAAGACUCUGUCUUAAAACACCCAAACCAAAGAAGAGCAGCUAGUAACAGUGAAGGGGAUGAGGAUGGGGAUGGGGCUCAAUGGUAGAGCUCCUGCUUGGAGAACACAUGCUCCCCAGAUACUCCUGUCCUCAAAGAGAGCAGCAAUGAAUUGAAUACAGUGUUAAAAAUAAGAUAUUUUAACCUGGGGAUAGUUGUACACUUCUGUAAUUCCAGCGCUCAGAAGGCAGUGGCAGGAGAAUUAGGAAUUCAACUACAUAAUGAGUUUGAGACUAGCUUGGGUCAUAUAAGACCCUGUUUCAAAAACAAACAAAACAAAACACAGGACUGGGGCCACCAUAGCUCUGCCCCAGACCUCAUUUCAACCUCUGUGCCUGGGUGCUCAGAGCUGGGCAGAUUGGUGAGGGAGCUCCCUAGAAACCUGGGGCAGCCUUUAGUCUUCCUGACAGGGCUGGGGGAACGCAUGCUGUGUGUAGGAGCAGCCUUAAAUGUACACCCUGGAGUUCAAAGACCUGGUUCUCAGUCUAAUGUUGUCAUACACUUC
This is a messenger RNA of Meriones unguiculatus (Mongolian gerbil), 3907 nucleotides long. It is a transcript of the gene Slc4a9, whose product is annotated as solute carrier family 4 member 9. The transcript is spliced from 22 exons. Gene Ontology annotation, biological process: monoatomic anion transport; regulation of intracellular pH; bicarbonate transport. Gene Ontology annotation, cellular component: plasma membrane; basolateral plasma membrane. The record is from RefSeq and is a predicted model, not a curated record. Gene Ontology annotation, molecular function: solute:inorganic anion antiporter activity; monoatomic anion transmembrane transporter activity; sodium:bicarbonate symporter activity. The coding region runs from base 54 to 2954 and encodes 966 amino acids. NCBI's taxonomy places the organism in Eukaryota, Metazoa, Chordata, Mammalia, Rodentia, Muridae.